AUGAUCUACCAUGUGUCUCACCAUCUGCUCCUCGCGUUGAAGAUGAACAGUUUGGAGCUAGUCCGGCAUGCAGUGGAAGAAACUGAGAACAUAAAUGAGUUCAUCGACGUCACUUUGCCAUACACUCCGCUCCACCUGGCAAUUUUGCUAAGAUCCAGCCUGGAGAUCACCGAAUUCCUCAUAGACAAAGGUGCUGACGUCAACAGCCUUUGCGGAGAGAGCCCCUACCCAAAUGUGAUGUCCAAGUGCACACCCUUGCACUUAGCGAUCAGCAAAAAUAAAAGAAUAGAGAUUGACUAUGCCGAGCUUUUAAUUCGCCGCGGUGCAGAUGUCAACAUUGUUUUCUCAGGAGGCCAAUCUGCCCUGCACCUGGCAGUCAGGAGCAAGAACCUCCAGUUGGUGAACCUGGUCCUCAGGAAUAACGCGAAUGUAAACUUAAAUUCCGAGUACGGUUCGCCCCUGAUGGUGUUUGUGGAAAAUUUCAUACUGGGGUUGGACAAUCUGGACAUCAUGAAGCUCCUGCUGGAAUUUGGCGCUGAUGCCAAUUGUGUAAGUGACAAGUACCCCAACGAAUCUCUGCUGCACGUCGUCGUGAAAAGUGGAUCCAUAGAAGCUCUUAAGCUCCUAAUGAGCCAAGGCUCUGCUGACAUCAACAUCAAUAUUGUUACGACAAAUGGAAUGACUGCGCUUCAUUACGCGGUUCUGAGUCCAGAUUUGAACGACGGCGUGAUCAGAGUUUUAUUGGAUUCUGGAAUCGAUUGGAAAAUUACUGACAAUCAUGGAAUUUGUGCAAAUGAUUAUUAUCCGAAAUUAUUAAUUAAUUUUUUUUAUAGUGAGCGCAAUACCGAGGACUUUUUGGCCAAUAGUUAUUUUGAAUUUGAGGAAAAAUAUAAGGAGACGAACGUUGAAGAGUCUGAGCCAGCUGGCGUGUAA
Messenger RNA from Cotesia congregata, 933 nucleotides. NCBI's taxonomy places the organism in Eukaryota, Metazoa, Arthropoda, Insecta, Hymenoptera, Braconidae. The record is from the annotation of a GenBank genome assembly.